Cyprinodon variegatus (sheepshead minnow) is the source of this 2199-nucleotide messenger RNA. It is a transcript of the gene chst11, whose product is annotated as carbohydrate (chondroitin 4) sulfotransferase 11. The transcript is spliced from 4 exons. Gene Ontology annotation, molecular function: sulfotransferase activity. Gene Ontology annotation, cellular component: membrane. NCBI's taxonomy places the organism in Eukaryota, Metazoa, Chordata, Actinopteri, Cyprinodontiformes, Cyprinodontidae. Gene Ontology annotation, biological process: proteoglycan biosynthetic process; carbohydrate biosynthetic process. The record is from RefSeq and is a predicted model, not a curated record. Bases 278 to 1126 code for a protein of 282 amino acids.
GAGUGACCGCGGUAAAUUGACUUUAUUAAAGCACGUGUUUAGGUAAGUUUGGCGGACACGUGGAAGAGCUCAUUGUGUCUGAUGGGGGGGAGGAGCCACCCCGCAGCAGCUCAGCUGUGGUACGCUCCGCGCUGGAUGCGUUUGGCUCCACUGACCGGCGGAUCAUCAUCCUCCUCCUCCUCAUCCUCAGAACCACGCAGAGCCCCCGGAUCUUCCCUCCGGUCCCCCCCUCCCUCCCUCCACGCAGCGAGCCGCAGCCUGCAGCCUGUCCGUCCUGAUGAAGCAGAGUCUGGGCGAGCUGAUGAGGAUGAGCAGGAUAUGCCGGAUGCUUUUUGCCACUUGUUUGGGAUCCUUUAUUCUGGUCAUCUUCUAUUUCCAAAGUAUGUUCCAACCAGUCAUGCAGAAGAACCCGUUUGUGGUGGACGGCUGCUGCAGGAAAGGGUCCCGUAAUUCUCUGCAGGAUCUCUACAGCCCCUCACAGUUGGACCCAUCGGCCCUCCAUGAUCCCAUGGAAAUCCCCGCUAAUCAGGCCCACGUUCCUUCCAACCUGAAGACGCUGAAUCAGUACAGCAUCGCCGAGAUCAACCAUCGCCUCAAGAACUACUUCAAGUUCCUCUUUGUCCGUGAGCCCCUUGAGAGGCUGGUCUCUGCUUACCGCAACAAGUUCACCCUCAAGUAUAAUUCCUCCUUCCAUAAGCGCUUCGGCACCCGGAUCAUCAGACGCUACCGUAAGAACGCCACCCAGGAAGCCCUGGUCAACGGCGACGACGUCAAAUUCAAAGAAUUCAUUGAUUACCUGGUGGACCCGGCCACACAGCGCGGUCGCCCUCUCAACGAGCACUGGCAGACAGUUUACCAGCUUUGUCAUCCGUGUCACAUCCACUAUGACAUGGUGGGCAAGUACGAGACCCUCGAAGAGGAUGCCAACCACAUAUUGGGGCUGGUGGGUGUUGGCGAGUCCCUGCGCUUCCCAAGCUACGCCAAGUCCACCCGUACCACAGACACCAUGACUGCUCAGUUCUUCAGCAAUAUCAGCGCUCAGCAACAGGUCCAACUCUACCAGCUUUACAGAAUGGACUUCCUCAUGUUCAACUACUCUAUUCCCAGCUACCUGAGGCUGGACUGAAUGACAACAGAGCUGGUACUCUGACAAUGGCUGCCUUGUUUGCAGAAAGCCAACAAAAUGGGUGAAGUGAAAAUUUGUUGGGAAGAGAACUUGAUUUUGAACAAACUGUAAUUGUGCUUUGUUGGUGUUCUGUCUGCAAACGGAUAUUUAACCAGUCCUGAAGGAUUGGAACGACGCAUGCUUCUGUGGGCGUUUAGCUGAAGGAUGUUCACACCAGGAGCACUGAUUUAACGGGAAUGUGGGUUAAAAGUAACCCAACACCUACAUAAACUGACAUUUCUGGGUGAAGCAGGUCUUCAAGAAGAACUUCUCUUCAGAAGAUGAACUCAAUGGAGGGAUUCUUCUGAUUAUAUUCACGACAUCCGAGGCUGCGGCGGAUCCUGCAAAGCAAACAGCAGCCUAACACUGACUCCAAUACAUUGCGAGAGCUAAGCUCAUCCUUUUUUUCCCCCCUAAUCUUAGAAACUCCGUCAAAUUGUAAAGCAGUUCUUGUCCUUUGCUGCACAGUCAGCAUGGGGAGUUAAUUCCCCUUACCUACCAUCCAUUACAUCAGAUUCACGUCAGGAGAAAAUUGGCUUAUCACAUUCUCAAGGGUGCCUUAUAAAAUACGGCUCCUUCUUUUACAACCAUGAACUCACCAGCUGUAACUAUAGCCUUCAGUCAUGUGUUUUACCAAAGUCAGUUUUACCACCAGAUCGGGACGUUGGCUAUGCAGAACUCCUCAUUUCCACAAGACUUUGAAGAAUCCGUCAAUUCUCUUCCUGCAGAUUGAUCCGAACGGCCAAACCCCUGAAACAUUUCAAGAAGCUGGAUGUAGAAAAGAACAGGAAGCGUGAAUCUGAUUAGCAUCCUAAAAGAAAUGAGACGAGGUUUCAGAAGAGUGAUAGUCACUGGAUGCCACCAUGCCCCUCGUAGGGGCCCAGUGGACACAAGCAGGAACACACCCAACAGCCGAGCUACCAGUCAAAGAUAUAUUUAAGUAAUCACACCUUUUGCCGUCUUUCUUAUAUUUUGCUUCUGUUGUCUUAUGAAAUGUUGCUGCAAGCAGCAGAAAUAAAACCGUAUUUAAUUAA